GGGGGGUUCUCUGUUCGGCUCAGCUGCUCCCUGCGCUCUGUUCCCUCCGCCAUGGCCCGGCCCCGCGCUCCUGUGCUCCUGGCCGCUGCUGCCGCGCUGCUCGGUUUUCUACAGACUUCCUUCUCAUUUGAAGUGAAAGAGAGUGGUAACAUCUGCAUAAUUGCUGAUCUGUUUGUAAACUUCUCAGUGGAAUACCCUGCCAAGGAUCACCAAAAGAUGGCAAAUUUUGCACUUCCACAAAAUGCUACUGUACUGCACAACAGCACUUGUGGUAAAGGGGAUACACCUACUCCUGUUCUCGUGAUUGGAUUUGGAAUGGGACAGUCCUUAAGCCUGAAAUUCAUGAGGACCUCAAACCAGUACAGAGUUGAAGAGUUAACCUUCAGUUACAAUUUGUCUGAUGCCACUUUCUUUCCUGGUUCCUCAGCUGCAGGAACAAUGGAAGUCUCUCAAAAAACUGAUAUUCAGGCAAACUUGGGUACAAGAUACCGAUGCAUCAGUACAGACCAGGUCAAUAUGAAGAAUGUCAAUGUUACUCUUAGCAAUGUUACGCUUGAAGCAUAUCUUGUGAAUAAUACCUUAAGUGUAAAUGAAUCUGAAUGUACUGGAGACAAAUCGAAACCUACCAUUGCUACUACAACUGCCAGGCAGACUACUAGCCAGGUGCCUACCACUACUAGUCUAGCACCAACCACACUGCCACAGAACCCAGCGGUUGGUAAAUACAAUGUGACUGGUAAAAACGGGACCUGUGUACUUGCUUCUAUGGGGUUGCAGCUUAAUGUAUCCUAUGAAAGGAAAGACGGAAAGACUGGAUUAGAUGUGCUCAAUUUCAUCCCACCUAAUACAUCUUUCUCUGGAAAUUGUGACAAUUCCUCAGCCUUCUUGAACUUGACUUUUGGGAAAGCCAAGCUCAUCUUCCACUUCAUUCGGAACACAAGUAUUGAGAAGUUUUUCCUGCAAGGUGUCACUGUGAACACAGCUUUGCCUCCUGAAGCCAAAAAACCACAGUUUGAAGCUGUGAACAACAGCAUGAGUGAGCUUGGUGCUUCAGUGGGAAAUUCCUAUAUGUGUCAUGCAGAGGAGAAUCUCUUGGUCACACAAGGAGCUUUUGUCAACCUGUUCAACGUUCAGGUCCAAGUUUUCGAGAUUGAUGGAGACAAAUUUGGGGCAGUGGAAGAAUGCCAGCUGGAUGAAAACAACAUGCUGAUCCCUAUCAUAGUAGGUGCAGCUCUUGCUGGACUUGUCCUGAUAGUCUUGAUUGCUUAUUUGAUUGGCAGAAAGAGAAGCCAUGCUGGAUAUCAGACAAUUUAAUGACUUGCACUUAAAUUAAUCUAAUUAGAUACAGAGCAGUUGCAAGAAGCAAAUAAAUUGUGUUCCCCUGCGUUAAGAUUGGUAUUAUAAGGGAAAACAGCCUUUCCUGCAAAAUGCUUCUUGUUAAGUCUGCCUUAUUAAAUGUGAAAUCCAUCUUGCAGCAUUUAACUAUGCACAAAGGAAUAACUUCUGAAAUUCUGGUGGCUAAUUUUGCUAACUAGUUUAAACAUUUACCCACUUAAAAACAAGCUGCAGCUUUUGAGGGUGUUUUUUGAAAUGGACUGCAUUAAUGUCAGUUAAAGAUUCCAGACUUGUGUGUAGUUAGUUCACAUUCACUCAACUUCUGAUUUUUAUUAAGCCUAACAAAGGGAAUAUAUUCACUCUGAUACUACCAUCCUGCGAUGGAAGUUUAAUUAUACUGAUUUAAAGUAUAAGCAAUGACUGACAACAUGAAAAUCUAAACCCCACCUUGUCUCCUAGGUGUGUAUUUUUACUAAGCUUUAAACACAAUGCAAUACUCAAACCCUAUAGGAACUCAUUUACAAUUGGACAACUCCCCUCUUUGGUACUUUUGAUGCCCUGCCAGCUUGUUAGAAGCUGGCACUUUUUUAAAUGUAAAAAAAUGGGUGUUUAUUUUUAUUUACAUUUUUUUGUAAAGUGAAUUUCAGUCUCUUCUGUUGGAAGCUCCAGAGAUCCUGUUUCUGCACAUGUGUACAAUAUCGAUCUCAAUCUGCUGAUUCUCUUGCUUUAACCUUGGCUGGGGGUUGUACACUUCAAGGAUCAGUUCUGAUGUAUGCAUUGCCUGUAACAAUGCUAAUAAAAACAUCUUUUUUUUUUCUGUA
This is a messenger RNA of Gavialis gangeticus (Gharial), 2156 nucleotides long. It is a transcript of the gene LAMP1, whose product is annotated as lysosomal associated membrane protein 1. Gene Ontology annotation, cellular component: membrane. The record is from RefSeq and is a predicted model, not a curated record. Lineage: Eukaryota; Metazoa; Chordata; Crocodylia; Gavialidae. Bases 52 to 1314 code for a protein of 420 amino acids. The transcript is spliced from 9 exons.